AUGUUGGAUUAAUAUGAGGAUGCAAUCACUUUGUUGGACAAAGCAUUAAUAUUGAUCCUAAGCAUGUUGAUUCCUUAUCUAAUCAAGGUAGAUAAAUCAUAAUAUCAAUAGGAGACUGUUUAAGAUCAUUAAAGAAAUAUGAUGAAUCCUUAAAAUUAUUAGAUUUAGCCCUCUCCAUUAAUUAAUAGGAUACGUUUUCUCUUUAAUGUAAAGGUAUUUAUUAUUGGAUAUUAAGGGAAUUGCUUACAAGAUUAAUAAAAAUAUAAAGAAGCUCUGA
Molecule: messenger RNA, 277 nt
Organism: Paramecium octaurelia
Lineage: Eukaryota; Ciliophora; Oligohymenophorea; Peniculida; Parameciidae
Source: the annotation of a GenBank genome assembly